GAAGGCGAUUACUGCGGAGAGACGCGCCAUGAUUUUCCAAGCGCUGCCCACUGCAAUCAGGCAGACGUGCGCAGACGUCGCCCUCAUGGAAUUCACAGCAGUGAUGAAGUAUCAUCUUGCCGGGGAGACGAGGCCAUGGGUGUCUCUAUCCCGAGAGGGCAAGGUGCAGUGGGUUGAGCAGAACCCGCGGCAGUAUUUAACGGAGUCUGGCAAGCAAGGCAGGCUAGAAGCGGCUUGGGCUGCAGAGAUGGAAACCUUCGGGCUGCGGGAGUUCACAGAGCCACUGGCAAUGAGAACUCUUGACGAGGAUGGCGAGUCUGACAUGCGCUUCCUCUGCGCGUCUUUCAAGGAUAUGGACUGGGCGGCUGCUGUGGUGGGCGCAGUGGGUGCAGCCCACGAGCGUAGCUUGUCCCCAGAGAAGUCUGAUCCAGCCAAGAAGGAAUCCAGUACCAUCAAGAAAGAGGCCAAGCAGCCCGUGACCGUUAAGCUCGAGAGGCUGGAGCGCGAGCAGCAACCGAAGACCAAGCCAGACAUCAAGCCAUGCGUCACAAGCAAGGAGCUAGAGCAUCGCCUCACGAAGGGUCUGCCAUAUAGGCCCAUCACAGCAGCCAUGCUUGACUUCACGCAGGUGCUGCGGGGAGUCCUGGCAGUGGCCCGAGACUUGAUGCAGGACAGCUGGCUUGGCAAGAUUGCAGUGCUGAAUUGCGGGGAGGAAUGCCGGGCAGAUAUGCUAGGCUUACAGGCCAACGCCAAGGUCAUCCUGGGCAUGGUCUACUCCACGGACCACUGGGCGCUGCUUUGUGUUGACAAGAGGGAAAGCCUCAAGGCGCUCAUAUAUUCGGGUCGGCGAGAUCAGCAGUGCUCAGACAUGGCGGUGGCUUUCAUAGCCUACCUGGUCGAGAUAAGCUGGCUGCCGGAGCCUGUCCGAGUGCGCCCUGCUCAUUGUCCGCCGCAACGGGAUGGAUGGAGUUGCGGGCAUCGAGUCAUCCUGGCUGCCAAUGUCAUCCUAGAGCUCAUUGCCUCAGGCGACAAGCUUCCCGGAAUCCUAGAUGCUGAGGAUGUCAAUGAGGAGAAUGUACAGCUGCUGGUUGAUGUUGCUGCCCGGCCGGCUGUGAAAAAACAGAAUGCACAGACCAAUGAGCAGCCCAGCGCACCAGCAUAUAUAGAUGCAGCUCCAGCAUCGUCGCCUCAAGAGUGCACGACCCCGCCACGCAGGAAACGGCCCGCGGCUGACUUCGAUGAUGCCUUGUCUCCAGAGGCUCCCUCGCCCAAAAGCACACCGCGGCGGCGCCUGCAGAUGCGGGAGAGGACCAAAGCUCGAAAAGCAGGCAGCGCCGGGCAACCAAGCAGCUCCGGGCAACCAACCAAGCGCAGCAAGCCCAAAACCAAGAAGGCCCAGCAGGAGCAGCUGCGGGAGGCCACAGCCAAAGCUGCAGAUAAGGAUGUGACACACACGCGGUUCCAAAAGAGCCAUUAUCAAGAAGGCAAGCCACCUCCAGCCGGUCAUUGGAAUGCUUUCAUGCAAGCCCUGGCUUGGGGGGAGACGUUGACUUGCUCCAUAUGCCUUCGCUUGCAGAAGUGUGUGGAGAGUGUGGAGGGUGAGCAAGGUGAUGCCAUCGGUGAUGCGUGUGAUUCGCCGGAGGUAGGCAGGCCAGCUGGCGCGCAGCUGGUUGCUGUGCCUGCGCAAGCAGCUGAGCCUGUGCUUGGGCCCAGGUGCCACCAGAAGGGCAGACCAAAGAAGGAUGAGGCUGAGGGCCAGAGGUGGUGCUUGCAUACUUUCAUUCGCUUGCAACGAAGCGACAUCUACUUGCAGACAUCAAAAUCCUUCACAGCUGGGAAGUUCGCGUACAAGUGCGUGCCUUGCGGGCGAAUCAUUGGCUUCCAGUCACGCACGAAUCCCGAAAAGGUGUUUCGGCAUGAGCGUGGCAUCUACCACAAGAAGGGCCUCCGGCGCAUGCAAGGAGCGAAUGAGGAUGAAGAUGAGGAGAACUGCGAAGACUCAGCGUCCGAGAGAGAGCCUGAGGAAGCGGAGGACACGCAGCUUUCUCAGCUAGUGGCAGUGCAGGCCACAUCAGAGGAAUGCCACGGGGUAUCGUGCAAGGACGAGACCAGCUGUUUGUUCUUCUUCCAGGCCAGCCUUGAAAACUUCUACUACGCCGGUCAGCCUUCCACGAUAUAUGGAGAGAAGGAAGAGGAUCCUAUGCGGGGGGCAAGCCUCACUCUGAAGAAUGAGAGUGUCAUGCUGCGCAGCGACAAGUGCCAGAAGCAAUACUCCCGCAGGGAUGGCGCGUGUGCCGAGUGCAAGAAGCUAGCAAGCAAAGCAGCUGUGCAAAAACAUGUGUGCAAGCAAAGCUACGUGGUAGAUCUGUGUGCCCUAGCCUUCAACAUCUCGCACCGUUCCGACAAAGAUGUUGAUCUCCACCUGAAGAUGAUGCGCAAGAGAGACUACUACAAGAAAGGCUGGGCUGGACAGGACCUGGACAAACUCAUGGGCUCCCCCUCCAAGCUGGAGCAGGUGAGGUCCAUCGUUCACCGACUCCAGUGCAUACCGUCCUGGCGGUUGAAUCCGGCACUGAAGGCACUCCUGCAGAAGUGGUUGGUGCCUACUCCCAGCUUUCACUCGGGAGACGUCGAAUCCUCGGCUCACGCAAGCUUGGUCCAGCAGCUAGCCGGUGCCGUUCGUGAAGGUCGCUGUCGCUCUGAAGACCUGGCUCUCGCGGCUAAGGUGGCAGCGGGUCGUCUACGAGGUGACUCUCUGGUACAGGGGCUGGUGACAAGCUUCCUGAACGUCUUCAAGUCCGAUUUGCAGCACCAGCGAUAUAAGACGACAGGUGCCCACAUGGGCUUCGCGGCAGUGGAGGAUGCCUUGCAUCGACUUGGCCAAACCGACGAGUGCCGAAACCUGAUGAAGGUCUUUUGCGUGAACCCCCGCAAGCUUCCGAAGCUCAACAUCUUCAAUGCGAUGCUUCCGCAGCACUUCCUGAGCAUGGAGAGUCCUGAACGCCUCCGGGAGAGCAUCCAGUGUGCCUUCGGUCAUCUAAAGCUGGGCCAGGGCCGUGCAUUUCUGCUCUUUGAUGAAACUGUGCAUGCCCAGGACUUUGACCUGCUGCGUUCUGUGCACAAUGGGGCUGACGCCUACAUAGGGGGGCACUGGUCCAGGAACCCAGAAGAAGACUAUGCGCGCCUGGACCCCCUGCAGUACGACCACCACAACUUGCCAUUGGAGAAGCUAGCGCGACUAGCGCUCGCCUUUGUGUUCAAGCGAUCUGACAGCAACAAGUACUGCAUGGACGUCUGCCUGCUACCACGCCCGCGAGGUCAGGCUUCAGCGUCGGAAAUGCUUCAUCUGGUCACCUCUGUCUUGCAGCAAGCUACAGCAGUGCAAGCAGGAGUCCCGCCACAGGGUACAGCUUGUGACGCAGCAACGUGUAACAAGCAGGUGGCCAAGGCUUUCGCAGGACAGCUUCCCCAGGCUCGUAUGAGAGAACACCAGUUCCUGGCAGAUUGCCGCCUGAUCCGACCCGGCUUCUCUUUCUGGCCGUAUGCUUUUGUCGUUCACGGAGAAGGCCAGCACUUGAUGACCUGUUUCCUAGGUGGCUUUCACCUACAAAAACGAUUCUCCUUGCAAUUUGCAGCCGGCUCCAAAAAGAUAUGCUUGGGUUCAGUCCAUGUGGACCUGGCCUGCAUGCUAGGGCGCGGGCUGCCGCGCCCAGCUUUCGCACUGCGCGAACCGCAGAGCGACAAACACUCUGCUGCUCGAAUGGCGCCAUGUUACACACCCAGGGUCUGGGCGAGCUUAGGGACGCACGUCUAUAUCCUCUUCGGUGCCCUAAUCAGUGCCAUCACGUGCAGCGCAGCAGCCUUCACUGUCCAGCAGCGAGCCAUGAACGCAUUCAGCCUGCACUACUUGGUUUUGUUGCACGCUGCCAGCAACCGAAAGCGAUGGGGGCCGGAUUGGGAACUUCAUUCCCUGGCGCUGACCACCCUGCGCAACAUCAGCAUCACCUGCGCAGGCGCAGUGGCUACUUGCAAAACUGUUGUAGAGCCUGCGGCGCUGCAAGAGCUGCGCAUUGAGACACACUUCGGCAACGUCAAAAGCCACGUGCGUGGAACCGCAUCCCUGCGGGACUUGCUAUUUGGAACGGCCAAGGAACACGCUCGACAAGCCUGCGAGCUCAAGACCCUGACCGCCAAAGACUUGCCAACGGCGUUCACAAGCCAGCCACGGGACCCGAUGAGUGAUGCAGAUCUUGCGCAGUGCUCUCGUCAAGCGCUGGCAGUUGCUUUGCAGUUCCAUUGCUGCAUUUCUGAGGACCUAGCCGUCUCUGAGGCCUACGAUGACUUGCAGACUUUCUGGAACAAACGGGGAGGCGCAAAGCUGUUUGGUCAGCUGGAUGAGGCGGACCUGGAGGCGGCCGCGUGUCUUGAUGAUGCUGCAAGCGACGAUGAGGCUGAGUGGAAUCCUGAUGCCGUGGAGGUGACAGGGCAGGCUUUGGAGGAAAAUGAGGAAAAGAAUGAGGGCAUCGCCUUUGCUCAGGAGGGGACGCUGCUGGAAUCCUUGCAAGGGCACGCAGCCCUUAACGAGGAGCUGCAGAAGUAUCUGGAGAUCUUGGGAGACGCAAAUAUGCCAAGUGCAAAUGAUGCAAAUCAGCCCGAUAAGGAUGAUCGGAGAGCAGCUGCUGCCAAGAAGCACUUCCUUGACAUGUUCCCGGACGAAGCUGAUGAAGGCGCGCCGCAGGAUGAUGGAUAUGCCGCGGUGCCAAAGACAUUGCUUGAGCUGCUGAAGCCUGUCCUGAAGAAGCAAGGUGCCGAGUUCGAUCUUGGUGAGGCAACUGCCCUCGGCACGAAAGCAUGUCUGCUGCGCGUGCACGCUUUGAUCGGUGGCAUUCGCCGCAUGAGCAGACUCUGUCGCCUGGAGGAAGGACUACUCAGCCUGGCCGCCCUAGAGGAGGCACAGGUCCCCAUGAACCAGCACAACUUGAGACAGCACGAGCUGGCGCUCGCGCGUCAAGCUGCUUCUUUGAGCAGAACGAGGGUGUCAAGGUCAGCAGCGUGGGCAGCAGCGCAGGCGGCAUUCGUGGCCAAAGUGAAGACCAAGAAUGCAGCUGCCAGCGGAGAAGAUCCUGGACUGAUCCCCGUGGCAGCGUACAAGCCACAGCUGGACCCCAAGGUGCCACAGGUGUUGCUCAUCCGGGAUGCUGAGCAAGGUGCGCGCCUGUGCCUCGUCUUAUCCGUCUACCGUGGGUCCGUAGUGCGCAAGGCAACCUCCAAGCAGUUGGGCCAGGUGCGGGUGUCAAAGCCUGUGGCUGAUGAGCUGCCCGCGGAGUGUGUCCGCGUGGUGCACGUAGCCCCGCUUGCUCGAGAAGGAGAUCAUUAUGUGUCCAGCUGUGCUGAGGCGCCAUUGCGCCUUGACCCCGUGAAUUGCGUGCAAGGGCAGCUGACAGUCAAGAAUGUUUGCCUGUCCGCAACACGCGUGCAUAUCUUUCUGUCCAAGGCUUCAGAAGAGGCACUGCGACAAAUCGAGGAAAGGCGCCUGUCCAUUCCUGAGCUGACCGAAGACGCGGAUGGAGGUGACGAUGUUCCUCUGCCGAAAGGCGUGGGAGAUGCUGCUGCCAGCAGCCGCAAAUUCGAUGACAGGAGCUUCAUGCGACGCUCGUUGGAGGACUCAGUCCCGGCUUUCAUGACAGGCCUGAAAAAUCAGUACGCGGAGAUGCAGCUGAAGUUCCUGGAUGACGAUGGAGUCCUUGCGGUGGGCAAGGAAAAGUACACGUGGGCCGAGAUCCUGAAAGCUGUUCCAGGAUACUUCCUUCAGACGCUCAAGGACCAGAGGGAUGUUGGGGCCAAUGGCUAG
Messenger RNA from Symbiodinium pilosum, 5851 nucleotides. NCBI's taxonomy places the organism in Eukaryota, Dinophyceae, Suessiales, Symbiodiniaceae. The record is from the annotation of a GenBank genome assembly.